AGGUUCGUGUCAAAAACCCACUCACAACAUGAACCCUGAAAAUGGCUUGUAAACCGUUGUUUAAACAGCUGAACUUUGUAAUUAUUGGAUGCGAUCGUGCCGGGAAAAGUGAAGUAUGUAAUGCCAUACUUGGGAAAAAGACAUUUAGUUUUUGGUCUUUACUGAAAAAAAGACAUGAGACGGCUACAAAGGAGGCACGUGGGAGGACAAUAACAGUUACCCGUGGAGCGGGCUGGAAUGAGGGCAACCUUGGCAAAAAGGAUGUAGAAAGAGAGAUGUUGUACUGUGUAAAUAGGUCACACAAAGCUGGACUUCAUGCUGUUGUCUUUGUUGUGGAUGCUAAUAGACCAUACUCAGAUGCAACCACCAUAGCCUUAGAAGAGCUUCUCCCAGAGAAGGUGUGGGAUCAUACCAUCGUGGUUCUUCGUAAUGCAGAAGCUCAUGGUGAGAAGCUUGGCGAUUCUCUCCAGAGCCUUGUUCAGAAAUGUGGAAACCGAUGUUGUGUACUCAACAGGGAAUCCAUAUGUGGCAUCACUGAGUGGCUUGAGGCAAUGAUAGCGGAGAAAAAACAGAUUUACUUUGGAGGAAAUGUUGAUGCGGAAGACGAUAAAAAAAUAAGUCUGAUUGCAAAUCUCAGACACAACAUUAAAUGUCUUCAACAGCAAAAAAAUAAAGAAGAAGAAAAGCAACUUGAGGAAAUGACAUGGCAAGCCAAAAUGGAACUUCAGAAGAGUACAGCACUGAAAGAUGUUGAAAUACAAAACCUUCAAGAGAUCUGCCGAAAACAGGAGGACGAACUGAAAUCAUUGCAGCAAGAAAUAUGCUCAGAUGCUCCGUCAAAAGGAGCGGCGGUAAAAACGUCCGGUCUGGAAAUCACAUGGCCCAGCAAAUUAAUGGAGAUUUUGGAUAACCUAGAUGAAAAAGAAUUCAAGAGACUGAAGUUUUUUCUACACCAAAAAAAAAGAAUACCCAAAUCACUUGACAGAGAUGAUCUUGCUGAUAAAAUGAUACAGGUAUGGGGUACAUCCCAGUGUAUCAUCGAAACAGAGGUACUGCUGAAAGAUUUGCAGCGCCUUGAUUUGGUGCAAAACCUUACGGAAUUUAGGAAAGACUUGAGUGGCACUACCAUUCAACUAGUGGACACCCCCUCAACCGUACCAAGCACAAAAUGAUCCCAUCAUGUUGACAGUGUCAUGAUGCCCUUAACCUAUCCAAGGAAACAGGAAAUUGUCCAAGCAACAACAACACAAAUCUGUAUUUGAGGUCUUUUGUUCUUUGCUUGGAUAUCUGAAAAUGCCCAAAUCUGACUUUGUGAGGACACAUAAAGCUGCAUGAGUGUCAGAUCUUAGGUUCAGUUCUUAGGCUAUACCUGCUCGGACUCCAACCAAAAAGACUUGACUUACUUUAGACUUUAACAUUCAAGGAUACAAUUUUUAGUCAACAGUGUACAGGAACAGAGUGACUUUUGAUAUUUGUAUGUCAUUGUACUGAAACCCAUAUGCUCGGAGGGAGAGCCCUAUAGCUCACAACCCACUGCAAACAAAGUACUGUCUUGAAACCUCUCAGACUUCUAGAAGUAUUCUCCUAAUGCCUCUCUGAAAUGAGUGGGGGAACCCACAGAGAAGUCAGAAGACGUCGAAAAAGUGGGUAACGGAACAGGGGACAUCGAAAAAAGACCAGACUCCUCCGACAAUGAGGAAAAAUGAUGCCUUACUAACUGGCAAAGAAGUCACCGGACCAAGAGAUGAACCGCUCUGUGGAAUUAUUUCUAUCUCUAAAGAUCUCCACAACUAAAAAAAAAGGACAUACACACGGCUACUUUGGAGUUAAAGGGACUAUUGACACAGAAGCCAGACCCUGACUCUACACCCAGAUCCAUUUGGGCGGAGCACAGGGUGAUUUACCUCCACACUCCAGCAGGGACUUUAGAGGGACAGGGAUCCUUUUACUGUAAGAAACUUUCUCUGUAGUUGGUCUGAUGUUCUUAUGUAGGUUUAUGUGUUUGUCAGUUUUUAUAUCUUUCAGUGUAAAAUAUCGAUGGAUUGUAUUACUUUACAUAAUAUAAUUUCUCUUAAUGUUAAUGGGCUUCUCUUAUGUAGAUUUAUGUGUUUGUUUUCAGUUGAUAAGGGAAAUCAGUUUUUAUAUCUUUCAGUGUGAGAAAUCGAUGGAUUGUAUUGUUUUACAUAAUAUAAUUUCUCUUAAUGUUAAUGGGCUUCUCUUAUGUAGGUUUAUUUGUUUGUUUUCAGUUGAGAAGGGAAAUCAGUUUUUGUAUCUUUCAGUGUGAGAAAUCUGUAUCAAUGGAGGGUAUUAUGUGACAUAAUAUAGUAAUUAAACUUAAGAUGUUGAUGUCA
This is a messenger RNA of Clupea harengus (Atlantic herring), 2351 nucleotides long. RefSeq names its product GTPase IMAP family member 7-like. Gene Ontology annotation, biological process: regulation of apoptotic process. Gene Ontology annotation, molecular function: protein binding; GTP binding. NCBI's taxonomy places the organism in Eukaryota, Metazoa, Chordata, Actinopteri, Clupeiformes, Clupeidae. Bases 42 to 1172 code for a protein of 376 amino acids. The transcript is spliced from 4 exons. The record is from RefSeq and is a predicted model, not a curated record.